Messenger RNA from Strongylus vulgaris, 306 nucleotides. The record is from the annotation of a GenBank genome assembly. Lineage: Eukaryota; Metazoa; Nematoda; Chromadorea; Rhabditida; Strongylidae.
AUGUAUGUUGUUAAGGUACGGAGCGUUGAUGUGGACUUGGACGAAUUUCAAGGUGAACCCGACUAUGUAGCUGAACGUAAAGCUAAAGAAGCAGCUGAACGUGUCGAAGGACCACUACUGGAUACUAGCCUCUGUUUCAAUGCACUUGGUGGCUUACCUGGAGUUUAUGUGAAAUGGUUUCUGAAGAAAUUGGGACCUUCUGGAUUGCACCAAAUGUUAGACAUAGGUGGACGCGUCGAAAUCUCUGAGUUUCGAGCGCAGGAAUACCGAAAAGCUGUUUCUGCAGCCGUAGAGGGUAGCAGGUGA